AUGGCAAUUGAGCAAGUUCUUCACAUGAAUGGAGGUGUGGGAGACACAAGCUACGCAAACAACUCUACAUUUCAGAGAAAGGUGAUGCUCACCGCGAAACAUAUACUUGAAGAUAGUAUAAUGAAGCUGUAUUGCUCAACUCUUCCAAACUGUUUGAAAGUGGCAGAUUUAGGUUGUUCAUCAGGUCCAAAUGCACUUCUUGUGGCAUCUAACGUCAUCAACAUUGUUGAUGCAGUGAGUCAAACAUUGCACCGUGAGCCACCCGUGUUUCAGUUUUUCCUGAAUGACUUAUUUGGAAACGAUUUCAAUACCACCUUUAAGUCACUCCCUGAUUUUUACAAAACACUGCAAGACGAGAAGGGCGACAAGUUUGGUCCAUGUUUCUUUAGUGCAACACCUGGUUCUUUUUAUGGGAGACUCUUUCCCGAUGAUACCAUUCAUUUUUUUCAUUCCUCCUUUAGUCUUCAUUGGCUUUCCAAGACUCCGAAUGAGUUGACUGAUACUGCAGAACCCAUUAACAAAGGUGCCAUAUAUCUAACAAAGACAAGCCCUCCAGCAGUGCACAAAGCAUACUUUGCUCAGUUUCAAGAAGACUUCAAGUUCUUCUUGAGAUCACGUUCGAGUGAGCUUCUUCCUGGUGGUGCCAUGGUCCUAACUUUCAUUGGAAGAGAUGAAAAUAAUGACCUGAUAAAUGCUUGGGUGAUAAUUGGUAUGGCACUUAAGGACAUGGCUGAAGAGAAAUUGAUAGAGCAGGCAAAAUUGGACUCCUUUAACAUACCAUCAUACUGUCCAACGCCUGAGGAGAUUAGACAAACAAUAGAGGAAGAAGGGUCAUUUGAUAUUCAAAGGUUGGAGACAAUAAGAACGGAUUGGGUUAAAAACAUCAACGUGAAUGUAGAUGACUCUCUUUGUGAUGAAGACACGAGAGCUGAGGCAGUAGCAAAGUACAUAAGAGCUGUUGCAGAACCAAUUUUGAAAUCAGAGUUUGGGGAAGUAAUCAUGGAUGAAUUGUUCCGCAGGUUCAAAAACAAGAUUGUCCAACUUUAUGGGGUGGAGAAAUUGGAGCUGCCUAAUCUAGUCAUGCACAUCACGAAACGUUCUUGA
Messenger RNA from Abrus precatorius (Indian licorice), 1104 nucleotides. Its product is annotated as 3,7-dimethylxanthine N-methyltransferase-like. Lineage: Eukaryota; Viridiplantae; Streptophyta; Magnoliopsida; Fabales; Fabaceae. Gene Ontology annotation, biological process: methylation. The record is from RefSeq and is a predicted model, not a curated record. Gene Ontology annotation, molecular function: S-adenosylmethionine-dependent methyltransferase activity. The transcript is spliced from 4 exons. Bases 1 to 1104 code for a protein of 367 amino acids.